Messenger RNA from Rhodofomes roseus, 2180 nucleotides. RefSeq names its product general substrate transporter. The record is from RefSeq and is a predicted model, not a curated record. Gene Ontology annotation, cellular component: membrane. The coding region runs from base 203 to 1873 and encodes 556 amino acids. The transcript has 15 exons. Gene Ontology annotation, molecular function: carbohydrate:proton symporter activity. Gene Ontology annotation, biological process: transmembrane transport; carbohydrate transport. Lineage: Eukaryota; Fungi; Basidiomycota; Agaricomycetes; Polyporales; Fomitopsidaceae.
GCUUGAUCAGUUCUAGGAUGAUGGCCUGCGCUGGGUUCUCCGUGUGACCUUGGCACCGUCCUGACCUACAGACUGGUUUGCGCGUAACCACACGCGCCCGGUGAAAUGCAUAAGAAGGCGGAUCCACCGCGUGUUUCGUCGAGUCGUUCCGAUAUCCCUGGGCCCCGCAACGGAAGUCCUCGAUUGACCAAGCGAAUUCAUCAUGGGUGGUGGCGCCGUCGUAGCAUCGAGUAGUCGUCGUAGGACGUUGGCCGGGCAGUCUGGCUUCGCGGGGUUGGUGCACAAUCGCAAGAUCUUCGCAAUUGCCGUCUUCGCGUCUCUGGGUGGCAUGCUUUAUGGAUACAACCAGGGUGUCUUCUCAAGUGUACUGACAAUGUAUACAUUCGACCAGCGGAUGGGAGAUGCCGUCACGAACACAAAUACGAAAGGCUGGCUCGUGUCUAUACUCGAGCUCGGCGCUUGGUUCGGUGUGCUCUGUACAGGUUACCUUGCUGACAAGCUCGGGCGGAAGCACUCUAUCGUUCUCGCUGUCAUCAUCUUCUGCGUUGGUGUCAUUGUUCAGGACACGGCAUACAAGCCCUCGUCGAUAUUUGCAGGCCGGUUUAUCACCGGUUUGGGUGUCGGUUCGCUGAGUAUGUCUGUGCCUCUCUACAACGCCGAGCUCGCACCGCCAGAAGUCCGUGGUAGUCUUGUCGCGCUCCAGCAAUUGGCGAUCACGUUCGGAAUUAUGAUAUCCUUCUGGAUCGACUACGGCACGAACUACAUCGGUGGAACGACCGACACGCAGUCCGAGGCUGCAUGGCGUCUCCCGAUCGCACUUCAGCUAGUGCCCGCGCUCAUCCUCGGUGCUGGUAUCCUCUUCAUGCCAUUCUCGCCGCGUUGGCUCGUGAACCAGGGUCGCGACGAGGAGGCCCUCAUGGUCCUCAGCCGCGCAAGAGGUCUUCCGCCCAACUCAGAGGUCGUCCAGAUUGAGUUCCUCGAAAUCAGGGCUCAGUACCUGUUCGAGAAGGAGACGUCUGAGAUGCAAUUCCCUCAGUACCAGGAUGGGUCGUGGAAGUCGAACUUUAAGCUCGGCCUGCUCGGUUACUGGAGUCUGAUCCGGACGCCCUCCCUCCUGCGCCGUGUGAUGAUCGGCAGUCUGACCAUGUUCUUCCAACAAUGGACGGGUGUCAACGCCAUUCUCUACUACGCACCAACCAUCUUCCAGUCCCUCGGCCAGACCGGUAACACGGUGAACCUCCUUGCGACAGGAGUUGUGGGUAUUGUGAUGUGGGUUGCGACUAUCCCUGCUGUUCUCUGGGUCGAUAAGGUCGGCCGAAAGCCCGUCCUGGUCUCCGGUGCACUCCUCAUGGCUGCGUGCCACCUCAUUAUUGCGGUUCUCACAGGUCUCUACCAGCACUCAUGGCCUGAACACAAGGCGGCAGGCUGGGCUGCUUGCGCUAUGGUCUGGGUGUUCUCCGCAGGAUUUGGCUACAGCUGGGGCCCUUGCUCAUGGGUUGUCGUUGCAGAGAUCUGGCCACUCUCGGUGCGUGGCAAGGGCAUGUCGAUAGCGUCGUCCUCGAACUGGAUGAACAACUUCAUCGUGGGGCAAGUCACGCCUACGAUGAUGAAGAACAUCACCUUCGGCACCUUCGUGUUUUUCGGGUCGUUCACGUUCCUUGGGGCUCUAUUCAUCGCAUUCUUUGUGCCGGAGACGAAGGGCCUCACGCUCGAAGAGAUGGACGACGUCUUCGGUUCGGAGGGCCUCGCUGCUGCGGAUACGGAGCGGCAGCUCGCGAUCGAGAAGCGUCUCGGACUCGACCAAUACGCCUACGUCGGGUCGGACGCGGACAGCUCGGAGAAGCAGGAGAUCCACAUGAAUCAGAAGGUUUAGGGGUUUGUCAUGAUCUGCUACGAUCCAGCACCGGAUAUCGGCGCUGUGUAACGACACUGUUCUUCUAUCAGCGACUAUUCGUUUCGGCUGCGAUGUACUCACUACUGUAUCAUACCAAGGCUGUUGAUUGUAUUCUUUUUUGCUGCCGCCUUUCGCGCUAUCCAGAGGUUAUGCAUUGACAUAUCCGAGCCACCUCCGGGUGCGACAAAACGGCUCUGUGAUGAGAAGUGCAGGAGAAAGCAGUGAUUCACCAUUCUCAGUUCAUGAAGUUUCCAUAACGUUAACAGCAACGGACAAAAAGGAUUCG